AUGACGCAGCUUCAUCGUUAUCUCAGCAUACGAAAUAUCAAUCUCUGUUUCUUUUUCUUUCCUUCUUUCUUUCUUUCUUUCUUUCUUUCUAUCUAUCUAUCUAUCUAUCUAUCUCAGUCUGUUUCUAUUUGUCUCUCUUUGUCUCUUUCUGUCUGUCUGCUUAUCUAUCUAUCUAUCUAUCUAUCUAUCUAUCUAUCUAUAUAUAUAUAUAUAUAUAUAUAUAUAUAUAUAUAUAUAUUUCAGUCUGUUACUAUCUAUCUAUCUAUCUAUCUAACUUCUGUUUCUAUCUAUCUAUCUAUCUAUCUAUCUAUCUAUCUAUUUAUCUAUCUAUCUAUCGAUAUAUAUAUAUCAGUCUGUUUCUUUCUAUCUAUGUAUCUAUCUAUCUGGCUGUUUGUUUUUUCAUAUCUAUCUACUUAUCUAUCUCGGUCUGUUUCAAUCUAUUUAUCUAUCUAUUUGUCUUUUCAUAUCUAUCUAUCUAUCUAUCUAUCUAUCUAUCUAUCUAUCUAUCUAUCUCAGUCUGUUUCUAUCUAUCUAUCUAUCUAUCUAUCUAUCUAUCUAUCUCAUCUGUUUUUAUCUCAGUCUGUUUUAUCUAUCUAUCUAUCUAUCUAUAUCUAUCUAUCUAUCUAUCUAUCUAUCUAUCUAUCUAUCUAUCUAUCUCAUUUAGCUGUUUUCAUAUUGCAUUGGUAG
Acanthosepion pharaonis is the source of this 687-nucleotide messenger RNA. The record is from the annotation of a GenBank genome assembly. Lineage: Eukaryota; Metazoa; Mollusca; Cephalopoda; Sepiida; Sepiidae.